Soboliphyme baturini is the source of this 776-nucleotide messenger RNA. The record is from the annotation of a GenBank genome assembly. NCBI's taxonomy places the organism in Eukaryota, Metazoa, Nematoda, Enoplea, Dioctophymatida, Soboliphymatidae.
AUGGUGUUGUUCGUUGGUUUGCCAGUUAUCCUGAUGGGAAUUUCGAUUGGCCAGUUUUCUAGUCUGGGCUGCGUCACUGUAUGGAAGAUGUGCCCGCUUUUCAAAGGCAUUGGGAUUGCGGUGCUUAUUUUCCUUUGUUUCAUGGCUAUUUAUUAUAAUGUGGUGAUCGGUUGGUCGGUUCAUUUUCUCAUUUCUUCCAUGCGUUCCCAGUUACCGUGGUCCAGCUGCGGAAAUGCAUGGAACACCGAAAACUGCGUGGUAUUGUCACGGUGCAGCUCAAAUUAUACCAACGGAUCACCACAUGCCGUGACUGGAACGGAGACAAUGUGCUUUGAUACUCGCCAUGCGGCAAAUGUGUCGAUCAACAUGUCUACGUGGCCAAGCGACGAGUAUUUUCAUGCUGAGGUGUUGGAACUGUUGGAAGAUGUCGAACACCUAGGUCAGAUGCACUGGCAGCUUGCUUUAUUCAUCCUGGCUGCAUGGCUCGCGCUCUUCUUUUGUCUCUUCAACGGCAUUAAAUCGUCCGGAAAGGUGGCUUACGUAACGACCAUCGUUCCGCAUAUUAUCUUAUUUGUUCUUGCCGUCAAAGUAUUUACCGAAGAUGGCGGAAUCGAAGGUGUGCUUUACAUUCUAAAGCCUCGUUGGGAAUACUUAUCACACGAGAAGGCGGUGAUGAGCGAAAACGUGCAAGAUGUUUAUCGUUGGACGAAGCUGAGUAAAAGACUGAUCCGAUCAUUUCUGAAAGGUUGCGCGGUAGGUUUAAAGAUUGAAUGAAG